Molecule: messenger RNA, 6099 nt
Organism: Rhinopithecus roxellana (golden snub-nosed monkey)
Lineage: Eukaryota; Metazoa; Chordata; Mammalia; Primates; Cercopithecidae
Gene: NLRP1
Product: NLR family pyrin domain containing 1
Exons: 17
Coding region: 367-4458 (1363 amino acids)
Biological process (GO): innate immune response; inflammatory response; regulation of inflammatory response
Cellular component (GO): canonical inflammasome complex; cytoplasm
Molecular function (GO): protein binding
Source: RefSeq, a predicted model, not a curated record
CUUGUUGACGGGGGCUCUUCUUGCUGGUCGGUGCCCCAGGGCCAGGAGAGGUCUGAAGAGACCUGGGAGCCGGUAGCCCUGGGCUCCGCUCUGGGUUCUGAAAGCCCAUUCCUUGCUCUGCGGCUCCUCCCACCCCACCUCUUCUCAGCCUUGCAGCUCAGCGGUUGAUCUCAGGAGUCCAGGACCCCGGAGAGGGAAGAAUCUGAGGAACACAGAACAGUGGCCUGGGAUUUAUAAAACUGGGUUCUGAAUGCUGAAUAGGAGACGGUAAGAGCCAAGGCAAAGGACAGCACUGUUCUCUGCCUGCCUGAUACCCUCACCACCCGUGAACCAUCCCCCAGACGCCCCCUUAACUCUGGGACAGAGAUGGCUGGCAGAGCCUGGGGCCGCCUGGCCUGUUACUUGGAGCUCCUGAAGAAGGAGGAGCUGAAGGAGUUUCAGCUUCUGUUCGCCAGUAAAGUGCACUCCAGCGGCUCUUCGGGCGAGACACCCACUCAGCUGGAGAAGACGAGUGGCAUGGAGGUGGCCUCAUACCUGGUGGCUCAGUAUGGGGAGCAGCGGGCCUGGGACCUAGCCCUCCGUACCUGGGAGCAGAUGGGGCUGAGGUCACUGUGCACCCAAGCCCGGGAAGGGGCAGACUACUCUCCCUCAUUCCCCUACAGCCCGAGUGAACCCCACCUGGGGUCUCCCAGCCAACCCACCUCCACCGCAGUGCUGAGACCCUGGAACCGUGACUUGCCAGCGGAGUGCACCCAGGGCUCAGAGAGAAGGGUUUUGAGACAGCUGCCUGACACAUCUGGACACCGCUGGAGAGAAAUCUCUUCCUCACUCCUCUACCAAGCUCUUCCAAGCUCCCCAGACUUUGAGUCUCCAAGCCAGGAGUCGCCCAAUGCCCCCACAUCCACAGCAGUGCUGGCGAGCUGGGGAUCCCCACCUCAGCCCAGCCUAGCACCCAGAGAGCAGGAGGCUCCUGGGAUCCAGUGGCCUCUGGAUGAAAUGUCAGGAAAUUACUACACAGGAAUCAGAGAAAGAGAGAGAGAGGAAUCAGAGAAAGGCAGGACUCCAUGGGAGGCAGCAGUAGGAACGCCCCCACAGGUGCACGCCAGCGUACAGCCCCACCGCCACCCACAGGAGCCUUCUGCGAGAGAGAGCCUCUGUUCCACAUGGUCCUGGAAAAAUGACGAUUUGAACCAAAAUUUCACACAGCUGCUACUUCUACAAAGACCUCACCCCAGAAGCCAUAAGCCGCUGGUCAAGGGAAGCUGGCCUCAUGAUGUGCAGGAGGAUCGAGGACGUUUAAUUGAGAUCAGAGACUUAUUUGGCCCAGGCCUGGAUACCCAAGAACCUCGCAUAGUCAUACUGCAGGGGGCUGCUGGAACUGGGAAGUCAACACUGGCCAGGCAGGUAAGGGCAGCCUGGGGGAGAGGCCAGCUGUAUGGGGACCGCUUCCAGCACGUCUUCUACUUCAGCUGCAGAGAGCUGGCCCAGUGCAAGGUGGUGAGUCUCGCUGAACUCAUCGGAAAAGACUGGACAGCCACGCAGGCUCCCAUUAGACAGAUCCUGUCUAGGCCAGAGCGGCUGCUCUUCAUCCUCGACGGUGUGGAUGAGCCAAGAUGGGUCUUGCAGGAGCCGAGUUCGGAGCUCUGUCUGCACUGGAGCCAGCCGCAGCCGGCGGAUGCACUGCUGGGCAGUUUGCUGGGGAAAACCAUACUUCCCGAGGCAUCCUUCCUGAUCACGGCUCGGACCACAGCUCUGCAGAACCUCAUUCCUUCUUUGGAGCAGGCACGCUGGGUAGAGGUCCUGGGGUUCUCUGAGUCCAGCAGGAGGGAAUAUUUCUACAAAUAUUUCACAGAUGAAAGGCAAGCAGUUAGAGCCUUGGGGUUGAUCCAAUCAAACAAAGAGCUCUGGGCCCUGUGUCUCGUGCCCUGGGUGUCCUGGCUGGCCUGCACCUGCCUGAUGGAGCAGAUGAAGCGGAAGGAGGAACUCACAUUGACCUCCAAGACCACCACGACCCUCUGUCUGCAUUACCUUUCCCAGGCUCUCCGAGCUCAGCCGCUGGGGCCCCAGCUCGGGGACGUCUGCUCUCUGGCUGCUGAGGGCAUCUGGCAAAAAAAGACCCUUUUCAGUCAAGAUGACCUCAGGAAGCAUGAGUUAGAUGGGGCCAUCGUCUCCACCCUCUUAAAGAUGGGUAUUCUUCAGGGGCACCCCAUCCCUCUGAGCUACAGCUUCAUUCACCUCUGUUUCCAGGAGUUCUUUGCAGCAAUGUCCUAUGCCCUGGAGGAUAAGAAGGGGAGAGGUAAACAUUCUGAUUGCAUCAUAGAUUUGGAAAAGUUGCUAGCAGCAUAUGGAACACAUGGCCUAUUUGGGGCACCAACCACACGUUUCCUAUUGGGCCUGUUAAGUGAUGAGGGGAAGAGAGCGAUGGAGAACAUCUUUAACUGCCGGCUGUCUCAGGGGAGGAACCUGAAGCAGUGGGUCCCGUCCCUGCAACCCCUGCUGCAGCCACACUCUCUGGAGUUCCUCCACUGUUUGUACGAGACUCAGAACAAAACGUUCCUGACACAAAUGAUGGCCGAUUUCCAAGAAAUGGGCAUGUGUGUGGAAACAGACAUGGAGCUCCUGGUAUGCACUUUCUGCAUUAAAUUUUGCCACCACGUGAAGAAGCUUCAACUGAUUGAGGGCAGGCAGCACAGACCAGCAUGGAGCCCCACCGGGACAGUCCUGUUCAGGUGGGUCCCAGUCACAGAUGCCUACUGGGAGAUUCUCUUCUCCAUCCUCAAGGUCACCAGAAACCUGAAGGAGCUGGACCUAAGUGGAAACUCGCUGAGCCACUCUGCAGUGAAGAGUCUUUGUAAGACCCUGAGACGCCCUCGCUGCCUCCUGGAGACCCUGCGGUUGGCCGGCUGUGGCCUCACAGCUGAGGACUGCAAGGACCUGGCCUCUGGGCUGAGAGUCAACCAGAACCUGACCGUGCUGGACCUGAGCUUCAAUGUGCUCACGGAUGCUGGAGCCAGAUACCUUUGCCAGAGACUGAGUUGGCCGUUCUGCACGCUACAGCGACUGCAGCUGGUCAGCUGUGGCCUCACGUCUGGUUGCUGCCAGGACCUGGCCUCUGUGCUCAGCACCAGCCCCCUCCUGAUGGAGCUAGACCUGCAGCAGAACAACCUGGGCAACACUGGUGUGCAACUGCUGUGUGAGGGGCUCAGGCAUCCUGCCUGCCAACUCACACGCCUGGGGCUGGACCAGACGACUCUGAGUGAUGAGAUGAGGCAGGAGCUGAGGGCCCUGGAGCAGAAGAAACCUCAGCUGCUCAUCUUCAGCACAUGGAAACCAACUGAGAUGAUCCCUAAUGAGGGCCUGGGUACAGGAGAGACGAGUAAUAGCACGUCCUCACUCAAGCGGCAGAGACUCAGAUCAGAAACCGAGUCUUCCCACGUUGCUCAGGCUGAUCUCAAACCCCUGGACUGGAGCAAUCUUCCUGCCAAGGCCUCCCAAAGUGCUGGGAUUACAGGCAAGAGCCACGAGGGAAGCUCCCCAGAGGUAGAACAGGUGGAACCCUUGUGCCUGCCUUCACCUGCCUCUCUAGGGGACCAGGAUACGCCUUUGGGGACUGACGACGACUUCUGGGGCCCCACGGGGCCUGUGGCUACUGAGGUAGUUGACAAAGAAAGGAGCCUGUACCGAGUUCACUUCCCUGUAGCUGGCUCCUACCGCUGGCCCAACACGGGUCUCUGCUUUGUGGUGAGAGAAGCGGUGACCACUGAGAUUGAAUUCUGUGUGUGGGACCAGUUCCUGGGUGAGAUCAACCCACAGCACAGCUGGAUGGUGGCAGGGCCUCUGUUGGACAUCAAGGCUGAGCCCGGAGCCGUGGAAGCUGUGCACCUCCCUCACUUUGUGGCUCUCCAAGGGGGCCAUGUGGACACGUCCCUGUUCCAAGUGGCCCACUUUAAAGAGGAGGGGAUGCUCCUGGAGAAGCCAGCCAGGGCGGAGCUGCAUCACAUAGUUCUGGAAAACCCCAGCUUCUCCCCCUUGGGAGUCCUCCUGAAAGUGAUCCAUAGUACCCUGCGCUUCUUUCCCGUCAACUCCCUGGUGUUGCUUUACCACCGCCUCCAUCCUGAGGAAGUCACCUUCCACCUCUACCUGAUCCCAAGUGACUGCUCCAUUCGGAAGGCCAUAGAUGAUGAAGAAACGAAAUUCCAGUUUGUGCGAAUCCACAAGCCACCCCCGCUGACCCCACUUUAUAUGGGCUGUCGUUACACCGUGUCUGGGUCUGGUUCAGGGAUGCUGGAGAUACUCCCCAAGGAACUGGAGCUCUGCUAUCGAAGCCCUGGAGAAGCCCAGCUGUUCUCGGAGUUCUACGUUGGCCACUUGGGAUCAGGGAUCAGGCUGCAAAUGAAAGACAAGAAAGAUGAGACUCUGGUGUGGGAGGCCUUGGUGAAACCAGUGCCCUUGAAUUAACAGAUGUCGACAUCCACAAAGCUUUUCGCAAAGUUUCUCACGAUAGUUUGGAUGUGAGGUGGAAGAAUAAGACCUAGAUAGUCAUAUGGUUGUAUGGGUUAAGCCGAUUUGGCAAUUUCAGAUACUCUCCCCUGUAUCGCUCAGUGUUUUUGAGGUGGACAAGAGGAAAUCAAAUAGUACAUUUUCUGGGAUAGAGAAAACGUAUGGACUCUUAGUCUAGUACCAACACUCGAAGAACCCAAACCCUCCAAACAGUCCUUCGAAGACAACCAUCCCUAGUCAGCUGUCAAAAAAUGGUGAGUCUACCUCCUGACCUGCAACAAGCUGGCUUCACAGUGUAGUGGAAAGAGGAUGGGCUGUACUGAGUCCUGGCUUGGGUGCAAACACAGAUGGAGAACUAACCAGCCCCAGCUUCAGACCUGGAUUCAAAUCCCACUCCAGCACUUACUUGCUGAGUGACCUUGGGAAAAUUGCUUAAUUCAUUUGAGUCCCUCGUCUGUAAAAAGAGGAUCAUAAUGACUAAUUUGUAGGAAUGUUGAAAAGAAUAAAUAAAGCAAUGUCUAUACAUUCCUCAUGCAGUAAUCCUUAACAAAUCAUAGCAAUAUUAUCUUUUUCCUCAUGUUAAGCCAAUCUCUGCCUCUUAUCAGUCUUAAUUCUGUCCCUUGGAACUCACAGAAAAAGUGUAUCUCCUUCCCCAUGAGAAAGCUAUUUAGAUUCUGGAAGACUGUGGUCAUAGCCUUCCUGAUGACUCUUGUUAUACAAGUUAGACAUCUCAGCUCCUUCCAUCGUUCCUCUGCUAUUUUGGUUUGUAAAUUCUUUGCCAUCCAGUCACCUCCCUCAGCAGAUGCUCCAGUGUGGGAAUGAGUCAGAAUUGACCCCUGGACUGUCCAGUCAGCAGAGAGGAUGUGAAACACCCUCCUUUCUCCACCCACAUGGAUCCUGUGCUCCUGGUACCACAGCCUGAACUCCCUCCCCUGUGCCCACCUCCCUGAACUGUGAGAUCACAGUUGGAGUCUGCUCAGACUCUCAGGCCUUGUACAUAUGAACUGCUGUGAACUUCCCCUUUCUCUCCUUUGCAAAGCAAUUUUUAAGUCCCUUCAUUUUUGUUGUUGUCUGUCUUUUCUGUUAAAAUUCAUUUGUUAUUCCCAUGUCCUAAGAUUGCUUGAUCUUGAUUCUAGAUUCUGACAUCCAAUUCCAGAACAUACACCUUUGGUUGGUGCCAGUGUAGAAGGCUAAACAAGAACAAGGAAGUAGAUUUCUGCUCAGAACAAGGAGGUGCUAAAUAGUUCAAGCUACCUAGCAAGGGGUUUGGUUAGUUCACCGGGGAUACAGUUCAGGCCAACACGGGAUUAAAACCAAGUCUGGGAUGUUGUAGGAGAAAUUGCUAUUGCUCAUUUGGAUGCCUUCUCUCUAUUACUGUAUGAUCACAGCUUCUGGGCCUCAGUUUCCCCAUAUGUAUAAGGAAGGGAUUCAACUAGAUAACCUCUAAGGACCUUUCCAGCUCUUACUCCAGAUUCUACCAGAAUUUGUCUGUGACUUUUUUCUAAACCAAAGAAUCUCAGAAGUGAGUGGGAGCCUGGAGGUGUAUUGUGUGUGUUAAUAACUUAGCACUGUUUCAGAUGCAUCUUCAUCUCUGUUUUC